CUUCAACAACUCUGAGUGAGGAUUCUCUCUCGGUACGAAGUGUUCAGUGUUGAUGAGACCCCAGAUAAAGAUCUCCCAACAAAUCAUACAGCCAUGGAUAUAUCCACUAUUAGUUCUGGUGAGAGUGACUCCAGCGAUACAAGAACAGUAAUCAACCAGCAACUGGAGAGGCUUCACCUCAGUGACUCUACUCACAGUAACUUUACUCAUUCCAAGUCUCAGAUUAGUCUCAGAAUAAUAGAAGAUGAGGAAAAUAAGGAAAACUCAAAAACUCUCAUAUCAGAUUCAAGUAAUAUUUCCUGCAGUACACAUUCUUCAAAUAUAUUAAGCUCUACUCCUCCAAAAUCUGUAAGCCCAAUUUCUCCUACACUCUCUUCUUCUUCAUCCACUUCAUCAUUGUCAUUGACCACCAACUCAGAAGUAGUCAUGAGACGCAGCAGUUCUAACAGGAGGAAUCCUGCUCAUCGAAUGUCCUUUCCUCUUACCCAGUCUCAGUCACCAAUGUCUGAUUACCACAUAUUGAAUGGAGCAUCAUCAUCAUCUGAGUGUGUUGAUGAUGUUGAGAAAACACCUACUAGCAGCAACAAACCUCGAGCACCGUUGCCAGACUGGUGUGAAGUUGGAGAGAGCAUACAAAUUCGACCCUAUAACUAUUCAGGGGUCAUUGUCUACAUAGGCCACACUGAGUUUGCACCCGGAACUUGGAUUGGAGUAGAAUUAGAUGUUCCUAUGGGCAAAAAUGAUGGUUCUGUAAAUGGUGUCCGAUAUUUUGCCUCUCGGCCAAAGUGUGGGAUGUUUGUCAAGCCAGAAAAACUACUUUUGGAUCGGAGAGGGCGUGCGAUGAGGCUUGCACGCAGUAAUGGUACAGAAGGCGGACUGGGUGAUAUGAAGCGCUCACGCUCCACUGCAGACAGACUUAGUGAUGUGGGCAUAAGGAGAAGCACCAGUAAAAGUAAUUAAUUUAUUAAUUAACAUUUUUAGCUUGCUGUGUUAAGUACUCUCAUUCACUACACCUCCCUCAUUAAAUAGUAAAUGAAUUUUUGCGUAGUUUUGAGUAUAAUUUUAAUAUAAAAUUAAGUUUAAAAAAUAGAAAGAUAUACUUUAUACAGUAUUUAUAUUUGUUUAUUGGGGAGUCCCAAAAAAAUAAAGGUUUCAGAUGUCUUUUUUCUUUCACGAGGCUCUCUGUGUUUCAUGUUUAAGUGAAAAUAUACAUGCAAAAAAUUAGACAGAUUGGACAAUAUUUGCAUGUACAGGAGGGCCUGGCUUUAUGGCACUUCUCUUUAUGGUGAUUUGCUAAUACGGACAUUUCAAAUUAUACCCAGAAAUUCAUUUAUACAGCCCAUGAUUCACCAUUAUGGCAUCUGCAUGCCACCUGUUCACUUUCAGCUUGUUUACAUCUUCUGUGAGCUCUGCAUCUCUCGAUUAUGUACAUAUUAUGUUUCAAGUGUUUAAAGUUAUUGCAUAUUUUAUUUAUACUCUUUUUGUGUUACAGUGAUAUCUAAGGUUAGUUGUGGUUAAAAGAGGAGUCAUAAGGCUCUUACUUUAAGUGCAAAGUUAGAAAUUAUUAAACUCAUUAAGCAAGGUACAUAUGUCAAUGGCUGAGAUAGUACUGAGAUACUUCUGAUAAUUUUACUUGUGUACCUGUACCUAAAUAAACUUACUGUGCUGGCAUGCAGGUACAUUAAAAUCACUAUUUGGCAUUGUUACAAAGUAGGACUAGCUAUUCCAGGUGAGGGAGUAGCUAAGAGUCUCACUGGUGCUGAAGACGCAAUAAGCACAAG
Cherax quadricarinatus is the source of this 1781-nucleotide messenger RNA. The record is from RefSeq and is a predicted model, not a curated record. Lineage: Eukaryota; Metazoa; Arthropoda; Malacostraca; Decapoda; Parastacidae.